Molecule: messenger RNA, 420 nt
Organism: Aspergillus niger
Lineage: Eukaryota; Fungi; Ascomycota; Eurotiomycetes; Eurotiales; Aspergillaceae
Exons: 4
Coding region: 1-420 (139 amino acids)
Source: RefSeq, a predicted model, not a curated record
AUGGAGCGUCAUCGGCCAGCGGAGGUGGAAUUGCAAGCAGCCAUGACGUCGAAGGGGAUCUUCGCCUAUGCUGGGUUGCCGUUUCGGAUUAACGCGAGAUACAAUCUCUGUCCUGAUUAUUUCAAAGAUCUCGGUCUAGCCCUCUAUUCCUGGUUCGAAUUAUCGUCAGACCCCUUCUCACGCACUGGUCGUCAUGUCAUCAUAUGCGCAAAAGUCGGAUCCGAUCAAGCGCCGGCAAUCACAAUCGCGGGUCCUCUUUUGCUGAAAGCUUCCCGGGGGACUCAUGUCAUCGAUGAUGCAAUUCCUGUUCAACGCGAUCAGGAACCUACAGCAACCGGCGGUGUCGAUAUACUUGAGGGGAAAGUACUUCAACAGUGGUCGACACCACAACCUAAUUGUGUACUUUUGUGUACUGUGUAG